AUGUUAUUCAAUACAUUCUUAAUACUUGGCUCGGUUACUGCAAUUGCAGAGUACUACAACCAAAAUCUUAUCCCAUACAUAGACAGAAUAAGUAACAGGGAGGCCUAUUCCGACUACAAUGGAGAAUCCUCGAUGAUAUCCGUGAGUGAGUCCAACUUGCUUGAGGCUGGGGAAAACAACGCCUCAAAAGAGACCAUUGUUGGCGAAAAGAGCAAAGAUCUUGACUUUUCUACCUUAGACUCAAGUAAAGCUGAAUCUCCUGCUGGAGCCAUCAAAUCUCUGAGAAUAGGAAAGUUUAAGAUUAAUCCCGAGAGUAUUAACGACCUGAUCCACCGUGAGAUGGCAGACAUGAGUCCUGACCUUCACAACAAGAUUGUAAACACCCUGGAACGUAACAAUGUUGACCACAGAAGAUACAGAGACCUUUUUCUCAUAAAGAAAAGAGUCAUUGAUGAUGGUAGAAGGAAAAUAAUCAACUUCAAUAUCAAGGAAAAAAUCAUUCCAAAGGAUGGGGAGGAGAAUCUUCCAGUUACUAGAGACUUCGGGACAAGGGCACUGCUUGGAGGAAUUCUGUUCUUACUGGCUGGACUGGUAUUUACAACAACCCUGAAGAUGUACCAAAGUCUCAUACAAAAGAACUACUUUGGCUUUGAGGAAAAGGGAGAAAUGUUCCCAGAGACCAAGCAGACCUCCUAA
Messenger RNA from Encephalitozoon intestinalis ATCC 50506, 696 nucleotides. RefSeq lists its product as uncharacterized. Bases 1 to 696 code for a protein of 231 amino acids. The transcript has a single exon. NCBI's taxonomy places the organism in Eukaryota, Fungi, Microsporidia, Unikaryonidae. The record is from RefSeq and is a predicted model, not a curated record.